Striga hermonthica is the source of this 357-nucleotide messenger RNA. Lineage: Eukaryota; Viridiplantae; Streptophyta; Magnoliopsida; Lamiales; Orobanchaceae. The record is from the annotation of a GenBank genome assembly.
AUGUCGGCGGCGCCUACACUGCCAGCCGAGCCUAAUACGCAGACAAUUAAACCGCUCCAAAAUAAUGCCCCCCUCGCCACCUCAUACCCAUUGCGAGCAAAGGGCUUUUCCUUUUCCGGUACUCAAUUUGGGGAGGAGGAGAAGAAAAAAAUGAAUCUACAGAAGGAGAGGAAGUUGUCUAAGGACAAGGUGGUGACUUACGAGGAGUGCCGGAAAAACCACGCCGCCGGCCUCGGGAAAUACGCCGUCGACGGCUGCUGCGAGUUCAUGCCGGCGGGGGAGGAGGGGAGCGGGGCGGCGCUGAGGUGCGCGGCCUGCAACUGCCACCGGAGUUUUCACAGGAAGGUGGUGCGCUGA